Messenger RNA from Onychomys torridus (southern grasshopper mouse), 803 nucleotides. RefSeq names its product cholecystokinin (gene Cck). The record is from RefSeq and is a predicted model, not a curated record. NCBI's taxonomy places the organism in Eukaryota, Metazoa, Chordata, Mammalia, Rodentia, Cricetidae. Gene Ontology annotation, biological process: digestion. The transcript has 3 exons. The coding region runs from base 214 to 561 and encodes 115 amino acids. Gene Ontology annotation, cellular component: axon; extracellular region. Gene Ontology annotation, molecular function: neuropeptide hormone activity.
UUCUGGGGCCACUUCAAUCGGUGGUCGCUCCAGUGGCCGCUUUCUGAGCACGUGUCAUGCCGGACUGCGUCAGCACUGGGUAAACAGAUGACUGGUUGCGCGCCCGGGCGGGGCUAUUUAAGAGGCAGCUGCCCACCCGCCAGCCCUGAACUUGGCUGGACUGCAGCUUGCUCUGCUGGAAGCCGCCAAGCCUGCUGAUUCUCCAUCAAAGCCAUGAAGAGUGGCGUGUGUCUGUGCGUGCUGAUGGCAGUCCUGGCCGCAGGCGCCCUGGCGCAGCCAGUGGUCCCGGCAGAAGCCGCGGACUCCGCGGUGCAGCGGGCGGAGGAAGCGCCCCGAAGGCAGCUGAGGGCCAUGCUCAGGACCGACGGUGAGCCCCGAGCGCGCCUGGGCGCACUGCUAGCGCGAUACAUCCAGCAGGCCCGCAAAGCUCCUUCCGGCCGCAUGUCCGUUCUUAAGAGCCUGCAGAGCCUGGACCCCAGCCACAGGAUAAGUGACCGGGACUACACGGGCUGGAUGGAUUUUGGCCGGCGCAGUGCCGAGGACUACGAAUACCCAUCCUAGUGGCCCAGCUUCGCAGUCGUGCUUGGAGGAGGUGGAAGAGAAAAGAAUCACGCACACAACCCCUUGCCUCUGCUGUUUGACAUUUUGAGUAUCUAUUUAUUAAGUUCCCAGUGUGAAAUCUGUUGAGUGUGCAGUGCAGCCACACACCUCAGCGCAGCUGGCGGUUGGAAGGCCAAUGUUUCCCCAGUGACUCCCAGACCUAAUGUUGCUAUGCUAUUAAAGAGAUUUCCUCCUGCCCCUCA